AUGGAUUUUAACGUGAAGCGGUUAGCUGCGGACGCGGGGACUUUUCUAAGCCGUGCCGUGCAAUUCACAGAGGAAAAGCUUGGGCAGGCUGAGAAGACUGAGUUGGAUGCUCAUUUGGAAAACCUUUUGAUCCGUGCAGAAAACACAAAGCAAUGGACAGAAAGGAUCAUGAAACAAACAGAAGUGCUAUUACAGCCUAAUCCCAAUCUCCGUCUAGAAGAAUUUGUGUACGAGAAGCUUGAGAAAAAGGCCCCCACGCGGAUGAACAACCACGAGCUUUUGGGCCAGUCCAUGAUCGAGGCGGGAAAUGAGUUUGGUCCGGGUACAGCGUACGGAAAUGCGCUGUUAAAAUGUGGAGAGACAGAAAAGCAAAUCGGAGGAGCUGAGCGGGAAUUAAUUCAUAGUUCUGCAAUCAAUUUCCUCACACCGUUCAGGAACUUUCUGGAAGGCGACUUCAAAACAAUCCUAAAAGAGAGAAAGUUGCUCCAAGUUAAGCGACUGGAUUUGGACGCGGCUAAAACAAGGCUAAAGAAGGCACGGAUGACAGAUGCCCGAGCCGCAGCUGAACAGGAGCUGAGGAUGACGCAGAGCGAGUUUGACAGACAGGCUGAGAUCACCAGACUGUUGCUGGAAGGUGUCAGCAGCACUCAUGCACAUCACCUGCGCUGCCUGAACGACUUUGUGGAGGCUCAGACCACAUACUACGCCCAAUGUUACCAGUACACAGUGGACCUUCAGAAACAGCUUGGCAGUUUCCCCUCCUCUUUCUCCAACAACAACCAGUCAUCCAUGACAGCUGGGGCCAGCAGUAUUUCAGUGCCCACGAUCCCGGUGUCUGCAUCUCUGCCGGACCCCAGGAACUGUGCGGCGGCAGGAGGAUUCCACGAGUUGCGUGGCUCCAGCGGCAGCAGGAAAGCACGAGUCUUGUAUGACUACGAUGCGGCCAGCAGCAGCGAGCUGUCUCUGCUCGCAGAUGAGGUGAUCACUGUGAGCAGUGUCCCGGACAUGGACACCGACUGGCUGAUGGGGGAGAGAGGCAGUCAGAAAGGAAAAGUCCCCAUCACAUACCUGGAGCUCCUCAACUAA
Molecule: messenger RNA, 1086 nt
Organism: Knipowitschia caucasica
Lineage: Eukaryota; Metazoa; Chordata; Actinopteri; Gobiiformes; Gobiidae
Source: the annotation of a GenBank genome assembly